AUUUAUUUGACACUGACACUGACAAAAUAAUAUCAGCAAGCGAAAUCAUCAAUUUAAUAUUAUAUCUAUAAAAUCGAAUAUUCGUGAUAUUAUUGUAUUGUGAAAGAGAACUGAAAAAAGAAAAUUAGUUUUAAUUUUAGUUCAAUUUACUCGACACGGGAAAAAAUUAUCAGAACAUCGAUAAAAUAUGGGUCCACCGCCUGUAGUAACAGGAAUAUCACCAAAAGAAGGUCCUCCAGGAACCAGGGUUACGAUCCGAGGAGAAUUUCUGGGUACCAGUGCUACAGACCUAAUAGGUUUGAAGAUCUGUGGAUGUGAUUGCUUACUGUCAGCGGAAUGGAAAAGCAAGAACAAAAUAGUAGCACGCUCCGGUCCGUGCAAGGGUCGGGGCGAUAUUAUAGUGACCACGCGUUUUGGUGGAGAGGGAACUUCAACAGUGCAAUUUAGAGGUUAUCAUGAAUCCAUAGGUCCUGUAAAAGAGAGUGCAGUAUGGGUAGAGGAAGCAGCCCCUCCAUCACUCCCAUGGGGUCGGCGACCUAUGUCACCUACCACUUAUACUCCCCCUGACCCACUGGGGCUCUCCACUGAGGGAGAUGACUGUAAAUUCCCUGAGGAAGAGUUGAAUGAAAUGUUUCCUGAUGGUUCUGGUAAGCUGUCUGAUGAUAACUUCCAACCUGGCUGGUAUUUGCUGGAACACCACAGCAACACUUCAUAUGAGGACCUUAAAGCUGGCAUGGUAUUUUUACAAAGAAAGGUGGAAAGUCAGAAGGAAGGCCAGUUAAGUUUCCUGAAGGCAAACACAGGUGCUGUCAUGGACCAAUUAGACCGUCUUGUUCUGCUGAAGAACAUGUAUGAAGAAGACGAGAGGAAGAAUGGCAAGGAACCACUGCCUAGCCUUCAGGCUGCUAUUGAGGAAUCAAUUACACUGGCCGACUCUCUGUUCUCGGAAAUAUUAUCCAGAAAAGACAAUGCUGAUAAGACCCGCGAGGCGCUUUCAUUAUUGACGCGUCACAAGUUCCUGUUCCAACUGCCUGCAUCCAUAGACAGGAAUAUACGGAAAAAGGAGUAUGACCUUGUGGUCAAUGAUUAUACCAGAGUCAAGAAUCUCUUUGGAAAUACUGAUGUUAAGUUGUUUCAAAAAAUUCUUGCUGAAAUUGACAAGAAAAUAGAGGAUUUAAAAGAGAAGCUGUAUACAAGAAUGAAAACCAUGCCAAUAAAUGUCCAAGAACAGACAAAAUACAUAAGAUUACUGAUAAGUUUGAAUUGGGAGGGCGAUGCCGCGUGGGUCGCUAUAACUAGUCGUAAAGAGUACCUUAUGAGCUUGAUGAACAAAGUCAAAGAUCAUUUCAAGCAGAAAGAGGAACUGGAGGCCAAUGAGAAAGGUAAGCGCAAGUUGAAGGAGAGCGAGUGCGCGGGCGGGUGGGGCGCGGUGCGCGGCGCGUGGGUCGCGGCGGCGGCCGGCGCGCUCGCCGCGCAGCUGCACGCGCUCUGGCCGCUCGCCAGGCGCUACUUCGCCGGCGAGCUCGCCGGGGAACCCACCUCCGCGCAGCGACAGGCAGACCUCAAGGAAAUGAUAAUAGCAGCAGUAGAGUUAUUUUCCGAGCACAUGCGAGCCUGCCUGCUGUCUCCGGGCGGCGGCAAGUUGGUACCCACUGAUACACUGCGCGUGCGACUCGUAGCUAACCUCAGGCAUUUGCGGGAGGCGUACGAUUCGCUACUCAAACUGGACCUACCUUCGCAGCCUCUAAGUAUAGUAGAGAAGGUGAUAUUCGACUACCGGGUGCAUGGUAUGACGGUCUUCCUGCAGCGAGCUCACAAACGCGUGAAGGGGCUCGCAGAGAAAGAGACUUGGAAGAUCGAAGAGUAUUCUGACUAUGGAGCUAUUACUAACCUUCCACAUCUAUUGGAAACAUAUUUGAACGAGGCUUUCGCAGCAAUUCACAAGUGUGUGGUGACUAGUGGUCGUCGCGAGAGCCCUCUACUGGCCGACAACAGUGAACCGGCCGCCAUAUUGCAGAAACACAUUCAACAAAUACUUUUGGCUUACGUCACUGUGCUACAGGACCUGGCUUUGAACCAUGAGGACCAGGAGUUCAACAACAGUAACCUGUCUGUGGCGCUGGAGCAGCGCGCGGAGGAGGGCGGGGGCGCGGGCGCGGGGGCGGGGGCGCAGGGCGCGCAGCCCGCCGCCUGGCAGCUGCGACUCUUGCUGGCCGGCGCCAACGCCGCAUACACCCGCCGCCACACCCUCGCCGCCAUCGCUACAGCUAUACACAAUUUCGGGUUCCCCAAGCAGACGCAAGCGUUACAGGCAACAAAAGAAGCUCUUAGUACAUUGGAGAGUACUAUCGCUGAGACGUAUUUGGAACACAAAGGUGACCCACUAGUGGGUACUAUAGAGCCCAGCAUGGACAUGGGACGACACAAGACUGAUGCAGACGCCAUAGUCGACGAUGCACGACCUUAUGUCUACGAAAUCAUCAACAACCUUAUUGCUGUACACGCCGAGGUGGACAGUGUAAGCGGCGCGGCGUCCUCACGCUACGUGCGAGAUAUUUGUGAGACGGUGUGUGAAGAGUUGGCGAGACUGGCAGCGCUGGGGACUCCGGGGGCUCCGAUGUCGCCCGCUGCGGCCUUCCAAGCUCGGCUGGAGUACACACUACUACGUCUUGCUUGCGCUGAGCAUCUCACCCGAAAGGCUGAAAACCAUUUGAUGGAGGCCCUGGCUGGUAUACCUCCCAUUGAAAGCGAAGAAGAAAAAAAACGAAUGGACACAAUAGUGCAAGGGUUUAAGAAAAGGAUGGAGCUACAACUCGCUAGCCUGAACUGCAACAUGGAGACUGUGUAACGUAUACAAACCUAAUAUACUUAGGUAGUUCGUAGACUAAUAAAUAUGUAGUAUAUUGAUUGCUAUUUGUAUAGUAGUUAUCCUCAAACAUUCUAAAUUUAAAUAAUAUUUACAUAAAUAAACAUUAUCAUCGUGUAUUCUGGACGUAGUUAUAGGCUCUCGAUGUCUCGAAAUCGAUCGAGCAUCCUCGAUUAUGAUUUAUGUAUACAGUAAAUGUUAUUUAAAUAUAGUAUUGUGUUUAUUAGUAGCUAGAUCGAUGUAUGGUUGUAUGUAUUAUGUAUUUGGUUUAAAAUCAAAAGCUUUAAAAGUAUUGUUAUUUCGUAUAUUAUGGAAAUAUAAUUAUUGAUUUGUAUGUUAUUUCGUAAUUAUUAGGUUAUAGUGUCAGCUUGUGACUUUAAAAUGAAUUGUAAGAGAAUUAUAAACUGUUUUGGAGAAUAAAUGCAAGAUGAAGAAGGGCACUGUAGUAAAAACUUUCAGUUUCAUAUUCUUUGAAAAGUAUAUCUUGAAAUUUAAAGUCCUAAAACAAAAGUUCUUAAUAUAAUGACCGAAAAAAGUAUCUUAUAACCUUAAUAUUAGCAAUGUAAAAAUGUUGAAAAAUAUAUUUGUAAAUUAUAUCAAAUCGCUCUUUUGUAUACUUAUCUGAUGUUUAUUUAUUAUUUAAAAGACUAGUAUAAGAUAAAAUAUUAUUAAGUUUAUUAAUAAAGUAGGUUAAUAUUAAAAUAUAUCGUAUAUAAAAUCAA
Messenger RNA from Spodoptera exigua (beet armyworm), 3588 nucleotides. NCBI's taxonomy places the organism in Eukaryota, Metazoa, Arthropoda, Insecta, Lepidoptera, Noctuidae. The record is from the annotation of a GenBank genome assembly.